This is a messenger RNA of Fusarium sp. VM40, 573 nucleotides long. NCBI's taxonomy places the organism in Eukaryota, Fungi, Ascomycota, Sordariomycetes, Hypocreales, Nectriaceae. The record is from the annotation of a GenBank genome assembly.
AUGCCCGCCAUCACUACUUCUGCUGUUUCUCCUAUCUCGUCACCAGUUCUCUACCCAUCCGUAACCCAUGAUCUCGAAACCGCCAACCAAAAGUUCGCAGCAACUUUCACAAAGUCGCAUCUACCCUCUCCGCCCCGUCGUAAAGUGGCUGUGGUGGCGUGCAUGGAUAGCAGAUUGGAUGUUGAACAAGUUCUGGGGCUAGAUAUUGGUGAUGCGCAUGUCAUCAGAAAUGCUGGCGGCCGUGCCGUGGAAGCGCUACGAUCAAUCUUGAUUUCUCAGCAGAUGCUCGGAACCCGUGAGAUCAUCAUCAUGCACCAUACCGGCUGCGGCAUGCAGAGCUUCUCGGACAACGAUUUCCGGAGCAAGAUCCGGCGGGAACUAAAAGAAGAUGUCGAUCAUAUGGCGUUUCUUCCUUUCUCAGAUCUGCGACAGAGUGUUAUUGAUGAUGUUGCUUUUUUAAGGAAGAGUCCUUUGGUUUUGGAUGUGCCUAUCACCGGGUAUGUGUAUGAUGUCAACACGGGCCGGAUUGAACAUGUUGAGGAGAGAGCGGACUCUGAGUGCUCUAGCCCGUAG